GACGUCCGGCGAAACAAGUGAGCGCUGCGUUUUCGCAACUUUGGUCGCCGCCCGCGAUCAGCUGUCGCACUUGUCGUGCAGAGUUGAUUUGAUUAAUUUAGUUCUCGGACAACGAUCGUCAAACGCGACGGUGUCGACGGUUUCCUUUUUUCAUCGCUCGAUUUCUUUCUCGUAUUGCCAUGAAAUUAUUAACGAUUUCGUCUGGUAGUUAAUUGAAGAAAGGGUUGUUAACGCGAAAGAAAUUAUGUUGUUUUUGUGAGUGAUGCCCGCUGCCUUUCGUCACGAUGAACACCGUUAAAGGAUUAGGGGAUGUUCCGCAGGACGAAUACGCCAGGAGUAGAAUGCUGGAAGAUCUACAAUUAGCUGCGGAACUAGGAAAAACACUUCUUGAAAGGAAUAAGGAAUUAGAAGCGGCGCUAAAACAACAUCAGAACAUCAUUGAAGAUCAGACACAGGAAAUCGAGUAUCUCACAAAGCAAACUGCGGCUCUGCGGGAGGUCAAUGACUCCAGAUUACGAAUCUACGAGCAACUGGAAGUCAGUAUCCAAGACCUGGAGCGCGCCAACCAUCGACUGGCCUUAGACAAUUCUGCAGAGAAGAAGCACAUAAAAGGUUUGAACGCAACGAUCGAAUCACUGGAAGCAAAAUGCGAAGACCUGCAGAGUACCAUCGACGAGCUGAAGUUGCAAGUGGACGUUCUCCGAAAAAAGUCGAUCCGGUCUACAGAGACCACGCCAACGAGCAACACCAUUGGUAGGGAGUAUAUCACCUUGAAGCAUGUCUCGCACAAAGAAGGUGAAGAGCAAUUGGUUGCAAGAGAAUGUUUCCUACAAACAGAGGGGGAAUUGUGUACAACACCUACCAAAACCAACCGUUCGCCUCCCGCUUCUGUUAAAACGGAACCGGAGUGCGAUCAGGACUGUAACGUAGCCGAUCAAACGGACAGCGGCCUCGAACAAAUGUCCCAGCUGCUGACCCAGCUACGGGAGAGUAGAGCCCAAUGCAGCAAAGAUGAGAGAAUCAUCGCCGAACUAGAGGAGCAGUUGUCAACCAUGGUGCAACAGAACCAGGCGCUUGAAAAUCAAGUGGUUCAGUUGAGUCAUAAGGGGGAGGACAUGAAUAUGAAGAGUAUGCAUGAGGAGUUAAACACUCUCGACGAAGUUAGACAAGGCCAGAUGUGCAGUCGAUGCCUGCGCAGCCUCGAUCGAAACGACAGCGAAAUUCCUGAAGAUGACGACACCAGCAUGAUGGAGGAGUUGAUGACCACCCAGCAUCGCAGCUCGUUUUCGAUGAACGUACAGGGUCACAUUGAAAACCAAUCAUCGCCAAUUCAGGCUAAACAAUCCUCCAAUCCGUACAAAGAAUUGGUGGAGAAGUAUGAAGCAUUGGUCGAAGUCCAUCGCAAGCCUAUACGUUCAAACAAGUCUGAUCAGGGAAUUUCACUUCAGGAAGACCUAGCAUUGUCUGGAGAUUUUAACAUCAAGGAUAUGGACGAAGAAAGUGGUCAUGGUGGUAGCAUCAGAGCCGAAGAAAAGGAGCAUAAGAAGACAAGGAAAACAUUCUCCACUCCUACUGACUUUUCCGAGGCGGAAACUAGCUCUUCUGGUUUCGCGGAUGAAACCUGCAACAAAGGAACGCAGACUGAGGGCAAAGUAGGUUCUUUCUUAUGCACCAUAGCUGACGGAGAAGACUGUAAAUUUAGUAUCUACGAUGACGCUAGUCCAAUUGACUCUCGAUUCCGAGACAGACCCGAGUAUAGAGUCCUAUUCAAGGAAAUAUUUAAAGUUUUAAAGAAGGCGGCGGAAAACAAAGAAGAAGGCGAUGAUUUGCCUUUACUAGACGACAACGCUAGAGGAGCACCCAAAGUGCCUCCCGUAACACCUUCCAGUCACCAACUACCGGAAUUUCCAGACGACGACACCCACAGUGUCAUGUCCACGACGGCAUCUGAGCUUUCAAUCUCUCAAAAUGAACCGACAACAAUCAUGGAGAAUAUUAUUGAAUCCCAGAACCAGCCCAUUCCUGACACACUGCCCACCAAAAUCGACCAGCAGCCUGAAUGCGUGUUGAAGCCCUUAGUGCGACAACCCCUGGAAUAUCUGUCGGUCGAGGUUAGAAAACGUUCGUCAUCUAGGCGCAAAAAUAAAUACGCGGACAGAUCUGACUCUCCAAUAACCCAUAUAAUCGGAAGCCCCAAGAUCAGUUACUCCAGCAGGCCCAAUUCGGGCAGAAGACGCCGAGAGCUUAAAGCACAGACUCAUCCAGAUAAUGACAAUAAUUGGAACGGUAACACAUUGCAGUUUUGGGCAACAAACAGAAAUGUUUCAUCACCCACACCAAGUCAGGGCAGUGGGAAAGCAUGCUAUGAGUUUAAACCUAGUACCGCCUCACACGACCUUAACAAGCUUAAGAAACUGGACAUGUCUUACGCAGAAGUGUUAAAGAGAGAGUUGUACAAGCAGAGAAGGAAAUAAAUACACAGUCUUUUUAUUAAAUUAUUCACCACCUGCUACAAGUAAAAAAGCAUCCUUUUAGCACAAUCCUUUAAAUUAGUUGGUCAAUGGCGAUUUGAUAUGUCACACAUUUCUUUUGCUUUGAUCAAACUUUAGAAGCAAAAAAUUGCAUAAAAAAUUAUAUUACCAUAGAAAUCUGCAGAAUAUGCAACAGCAGAAGUAGCAAAUAUUUAGAUCUAUAAAAGGCAAUGAGUUUUUUUACAAUGGAAGGAAUGCUUAAAAUAAGCCAAAUAUCAAACUGAAUCCAAUGAGCUUACAUGUUAUGGACAGAAUUAACAGUUAAUUUAUAAGGAAUUUUUGUAUCGCUUUGCUCUUUUACUUGGAAACUGCGCAGGUGUAAUAUUUUAUUAUAUCUUUGUGGUCUACAUUUGUGAGGUAUCGCAUGUAAAUACUCACUGAAUACUCACUUUUUUACUUGAAUUGAUUUAUUUAAUGUAUCGUUCCUUUUUGUAAUUUUUAUUAUUUCUAAUGAAGGUUUGUUUAAGAAGCCUACGCGUGCCAAGAAUUUAUAAUUGUAAUCACAAACAUAUAUAAUCCAUAUAAGGGUAGUUAUUAUCAAUUUAAAAUAUAGUCUUAGUCAUAUUUAGCAAUAGUUUUUCAACUGUUAAACAAAUCAAUAUUCUAAGAAAGCUGGACAUGUUCAACCAUUGCUUUUGUUGUUCCAGUCCUCAAAUUAUAAAUUUAUAUUUAUUUUUACCCAAAUUGUAAAAACAACUGUUUGUGAUUAAAUUAUUUUACUA
Cylas formicarius (sweet potato weevil) is the source of this 3253-nucleotide messenger RNA. It is a transcript of the gene centrocortin, whose product is annotated as cerebellar degeneration-related protein 2-like. Bases 285 to 2474 code for a protein of 729 amino acids. The record is from RefSeq and is a predicted model, not a curated record. The transcript has 6 exons. NCBI's taxonomy places the organism in Eukaryota, Metazoa, Arthropoda, Insecta, Coleoptera, Brentidae.